GGCCGGCGGCGCGCGGCGGUUGGUGCACCUGCGGCCUCGCGGCGCCCGGGCCCGGCUCUGCGCCUCGGGAGGCGGGCGGCGGGCGGCAGGAUGGCGGGAGCCCCCGCGCCGGGCGGCAGGCGGCGGGGCGGGUCCCUGGCGCCCGGCCUCGGCCCGGCGCCCAGCAGCGGGCAGCCCCCGAGCAAGCGGGCGCGGGGCCUCCCCUCGGCAGCAGCCCCGGACCCCGAAGACCCGUUCGGCCUUCACGGGGACUUCACGGCGGACGACCUGGAGGAGCUCGACAUCCUGGCGUCGCAGGCCCUGAGCCAGUGCCCGCCCGCGGCCCGGGGCGCGUCCAGUGUUCAUGGCGCCCCCAGAUCAGAUGGGAUGUCCAGAGGCCCUGCAGGGAGGAGCAGGGAGAGUGCUGCAGUCAAAGAUAAUUUUGAAUUAGAGUUACUUCAGGCCCAAUACAAAGAACUUAAAGAAAAGAUGAAGGCCAUGGAAGAAGAAGUUCUCAUUAAAAAUGGAGAAAUUAAAAUUCUGCGGGACUCCCUGCAUCAGACAGAAUCCGUUUUAGAGGAGCAGAGGAGAUCGCAGUUCCUGCUGGAGCAGGAGAAGGCGCAGGCGCUCAGCGACAGGGAGCGGGAGUUCUGCAGAAAGCUCCAGUCGCUGCAGUCUGAGCUCCAGUUUAAAGAUGCGGAGAUGAAUGAGUUAAGGACAAAGCUUCAGUGCAGCGAGCGAGCCCAUAGGCCAGCUGUUCCCUCCACUUCCCACGGCAGUCCCAGGAAAAGCCCGUCUGUGGCCCUAAAGCCGGAGGCGUGUUCUCCACGGUUUGGGAAACCACCUUUCCCCACAAAGGAGUCUUUCAGUGCCAACACGUCCUUCCCCCAGCCCUGCCCCACAGAGCCAGGCUUCACGUCGCUGGCGGGCCGAGAGGAAAAUAAGACCCACAGUCUGGGCGGUGACCCCACAAAGCAAGAAGAGUCCCAAAAGAGUCUUGUUGGCAGCCUGAUGCGGAGAUCAAACACUCGAGGCUCCAUUUUGAUAAACCUUCUCCUGAAGCAGCCCUUGAUCCCAGGGUCACCCCUUGGUCUGUGCCACCUCCUGAGCUGUGGUUCUGAGGCUCCCACCAGCACCCUGCUGCAGCCCCUGGGGCUUGGCAGCGCCGGGGCUGCGGUUUCAGGCCUGAGGACCACGGGCUCGCGCGAUGGGCCGUUCCCCCUCUCGGCCCUCCGAGAAGCACAGAGCCUGGCGCUGACGGGACUGAACCUGGUCGCCAGGGAAGAGGACUCCUGUGACGGGGCCCCGGCCGAGGGGGGCCCAGGGGCCUCCCCGCUCUGCCAGCUUCCCGGAGCCGUGCACCUGCUCCCCCUGGUGCAGUUCUUCGUCGGCGCACACUGCCAGGCGCUGCAGGACUCGGCAGCAGCCAGGAGGAGCGGCACACCGGGGGGCUCGCCCUCGCGCUCCUCCUGCGGGGGCUCCGGGGCGGAGGCCAGCGCCGAGGACUCCCUGUGCAGCCUGGAGAGCUGCUGUGUGGCCUCGCUGGGCGUCCUCCAGCACCUGGUGUGCCACAGCGGGGCCGUGGUCCGCCGCCUGCUGUCCGGAGCGGGGGCGGGCUCUGCUGCUGGGGAAGGAAGCCAGAGCCCGCGUCCCCCCGGGGAGGCCACCUCGGCCGCCGGGGGCCUUGCCGGGGACCAAGGCCGGCACCCCCUGCUGGAGACGCUGCUCCGCCUGCUAGCUUUCUCUUCUGCAGCGACAGGGCACCCUCAGGCCAGCCUCCUGGGCCCGUGCCUUACGGUGCUGGUGACAUCGGCUGAAAACUCUCCCCGUGAGCUCUUGCCCAGGUUCCAGUGUGUCUUCCCGCUGCUGCCACGGUGCCUCCGCCCAGACGUAGCCCUGCCCAGCGUGCUGCUGGCGGUGAAGCUGCUGGCCCUCCUGGCGGACCACGAGACCCUGGCCCCUCAGCUCUGCUCCCGCUCGGAAGGCUGCCUCCUGCUGCUGCUGUACACAUACGUCACCUCCAGGCCCGACCGCGCGGCCACGGACACACAGUGGCUCCACCUGGAGCAAGAGGCCGUGUGGCUCCUGGCUAAGCUGGGCGUACAGAGUCCCUCGUCCCCGGUGACCGGCUCCAGCUGCCAGUGCAACGUGGAGGUGGUCCGGGCGCUCACUGCGGUGCUGCACAGACAGUGGCUGACCGUGCGGAGGGCGGGCCGGGCCCCGAGGACGGCGCGGCAGAGGCGCACGGUGCGGUGCCUGCGGGACGCGGCGCUGCUGCUGCACAGCCUGUCCCAGAAGGACAAGCGCUUCGCCGUGCACUGCGUGGGCGCCCUGCACCAGUACGACCAGGCGGUGCCCGGCGUCAGCGCGCUCAUCCGCAGUCUCCCCGACGUCACCGACUGCGAAGAGGCUGCCCUGGAUGACCUCUGUGCGGCGGAGCCCGACGCGGAUGACCCCGACGUGGACUGCGGCUGAGGUCCGAGAACGCGCCCGCAGCACCGGGGCUCCCUCCAGGGCUGAUUAAAGCAGAGCCCUGAGAAC
This is a messenger RNA of Eptesicus fuscus (big brown bat), 2520 nucleotides long. It is a transcript of the gene ATRIP, whose product is annotated as ATR interacting protein. The record is from RefSeq and is a predicted model, not a curated record. The transcript is spliced from 13 exons. Lineage: Eukaryota; Metazoa; Chordata; Mammalia; Chiroptera; Vespertilionidae. The coding region runs from base 91 to 2454 and encodes 787 amino acids. Gene Ontology annotation, biological process: DNA repair; DNA damage checkpoint signaling.